CGAGCUUGUCGCUCAUCCACUGUUUGAUUGUAACGCCAGAAGCUGGUAACUUUGAGCAGGGAGCUGUCUUUCAUCGAGGAUGGGGACCCGAGCGUGCAUCUUGAGCACUUAGCUCGGCGAUGCGUCAUGUCGAUCCACUCAUCAGCAUCUAUACAUUGCGAUCCAGGAGCAGGGUUGGCAAAGCGGCGCCGCUACCUUGUGCUCUUGUUUCCUCAUGUUCACGUGUCGGGGCCUUGACACUGAACGCCGCGGCUGGAAGUGCAGUCAAAGUGCCAAGAAUGUUGUUGAAUCAGGAACAGAGUCAUUCGUCUUGACUCGACCGACUUGCUUCGCUAUAGCGUGCAUAGUUGAGUC
This is a messenger RNA of Ceraceosorus guamensis, 354 nucleotides long. RefSeq lists its product as hypothetical. Lineage: Eukaryota; Fungi; Basidiomycota; Exobasidiomycetes; Ceraceosorales; Ceraceosoraceae. The transcript has a single exon. Bases 120 to 314 code for a protein of 64 amino acids. The record is from RefSeq and is a predicted model, not a curated record.